ACAACGAAGAUGGCGUGUUGUGGAAACUGUUUUUGUUGCCAAUGUUGCUGCAGAGAAGGAGAGACACGGACACCAGAGGAACUGACAAUCCUUGGGGAACUCCGGGAUGAAGAAGAUGAGAUUCUACCGAGGAAAGACUAUGAGAGUUUGGAUUAUGACCGCUGCAUCAAUGAACCCUAUGUGGAGGUUCUGGAGGGGAUGGACAACAGGAAAGCCAAAAAGUAUGAAGCAGUGCGGUGGAUCAUGGUGUUCACCAUUGGAGUAACAGUGGGUCUGGUGGGUCUGUUUGUGGAUUUCUUUGUGCGCCUCUUCACCAAAGUCAAGUUUACUCUGGUCGGUGAUUCUGUGGAGAAGUGCACUGAAAAAGGCUGCUUACCUCUGUCUCUGCUGGAGCUCCUGGCAUUCAACAUGACCUUCGUCUUCAUCGCCAGUGUGUUCGUCCUCAUUGAGCCAGUAGCUGCAGGUUCGGGGAUCCCAGAAAUUAAAAGUUACUUGAACGGCGUGAAAAUUCCUGGAAUUGUGCGCUUGCGAACUUUUCUGUGCAAGGCAGCUGGAGUUCUGUUCAGUGUGGCCGGAGGUCUGUUUGUGGGGAAAGAAGGUCCGAUGAUACACAGUGGAGCCAUUGUGGGAGCUGGCCUUCCUCAGUUUCAGAGCAUCACUUUCAGGAGGAUCAAAUUUGAUUUUCCCUAUUUCCGCAGUGACAGGGACAAGCGAGACUUUGUGUCAGCGGGCGCUGCUGCUGGAGUAGCUGCUGCUUUUGGUGCUCCUAUAGGUGGCACCCUCUUCAGUCUGGAGGAGGGCUCCUCUUUUUGGAACCAGGCUCUCACUUGGAAAGUGCUCUUCUGUUCCAUGUCGGCCACUUUCACCCUCAACUUCUUCCGUUCAGGGAUCAACUUCAACAAGUGGGGCUCCUUCCAGCUGCCUGGUCUGCUCAACUUUGGAGAGUUUAAGUGUCAAGAUGGAGACAAGAACUGCCACCUGUGGACAGUUGUGGACCUGGCCUUCUUUGUCCUGAUGGGGGUGGUGGGCGGCCUGCUGGGGGCGCUCUUCAACUGCAUGAACAAGUGCCUGGCCAAGUACCGCAUCAGACACAUCCACCCCAAGGCCAAGUUUAUCAGAGUUCUUGAGAGUCUGCUGGUUACCAUGGUGACGACAGUGGUGAUAUUCGCUGCUUCCAUGCUGUUGGGCGAAUGCCGUGACCUGUCCUCCCCCACAACUCAUAACUCAACACUGUCCGGCAGUGAGGACAUCAAUUCAACCAUCCGCCAGUUCUUCUGCUCCAACAAGACCUACAAUGACAUGGCCACGUUGUUCUUCAAUCCACAGGAGGCUGCCAUCCACCAGCUCUUCCACCAGGAUGGUACCUUCAGCCCUGUGACGCUGUCAGUGUUCUUCCUUCUGUACUUCCUGUUGGCCUGUUGGACCUACGGUGUGUCUGUGCCCAGCGGCCUCUUCGUCCCCUCCUUGCUCUGUGGGGCGGCUUUUGGACGUCUGGUAGCCAACAUUCUCAAAGUGAAACUGGGGAUGGACAUCUACUCGGGGACCUUCGCUCUCAUCGGCGCCGCCGCCUUCCUCGGAGGUGUGGUCAGAAUGACCAUCAGCCUGACUGUCAUCCUCAUUGAGUCCACCAAUGAGAUCACAUACGGGCUGCCCAUCAUGAUCACUCUGAUGGUUGCUAAGUGGACUGGAGAUUUCUUCAACAAGGGCAUCUAUGACAUCCACAUCGAGCUGAGAGGAGUGCCGCUGCUGGAGUGGGAGACUGAGGUCGAGAUGGACAAGCUGACGGCCAGUGACAUCAUGGAGCCCAACUUGACCUACGUGUACCCCCACACCCGGGUCCAGUCUCUAGUCAGCAUCCUGCGCACCACUGUCUACCACGCCUUCCCCGUGGUCACUGAAAACCGGCAGAACGAGCGAGACUUCAUGAAGGGCAACAUCCUGGUCAGCAACAACAUCCGCUUCAAGAAAUCCACUGUUGUGUCUCGCGCGGGGGAACAGCGGCGGCGCUGCCAGUCCAUGAAAUCGUACCCGUCCAGCGAGCUGAGGAACGUUUGUGACGAGCAGAGCGCCGUGGUGGAGCCUGCAGAGGAGGGAGAGGACCUGCUGCAGCAGAUGUUAGAGAGGAGACACGCCCCCUACCCCAACCUGUACCCAGAUCAGUCUCCCAGUGAGGAGUGGACCAUGGAGGAGCGCUUCAGACCGCUCACCUUCCACGGCCUGAUCCUGCGCUCCCAGCUGGUCAACCUGCUCAUCAGAGGGGUCUGCUACGCCGAGAACCAGUCGAGCGCCACUCAGCCCAGGCUGUCCUUUGCCGAGAUGACUGAAGAUUACCCACGUUACCCUGACAUCCACGACUUGGACCUCGCCCUGCUCAACCCCCGCAUGAUAGUGGAUGUCACCCCCUACAUGAACCCAUGUCCCUACACAGUGUCACCCAACACACGCAUCUCCCAGGUGUUCAACCUGUUCAGGACCAUGGGCCUGCGACACUUACCUGUGGUCAAUGCUGUCGGAGAAAUUGUUGGAAUAAUCACAAGACAUAAUUUAACCCACGAGUUCCUUGUGGCCAAACUGCGGCAGCACUACAUAACCGUGUGACCCGACUCAGGACGUCCUGCUGUCCUUCCAACCCAAACUCUGUGCCGCCUGGUCCUGAGCCUUCAUCUCUGUCCAUUCCUAACAGCAUGUAGGCGUUCCCAAACACACGCAGGACACUCAACAUCACACACACACACUCUCUCUGUGCUACAGCAGGGAACACACUUCUCCAGUGAGUGAAACCGUACCGUUGUCUUGCAGUGUCAGUGUUGAGGGAUUGUCAGCCUUCCUCCAGCCUCAGAUCCACUGGUUUCACUGGGAGGACUGGGCGUAAUCUGUGUAAUGGGACUGUAUUUGACUUCACCAUGUUGAUGUGUCUGUAAAAAGUCACGGAUAGAUGGCUGAUAAUUCAUCAACACUGUUCAGACUGUGUGCUACAGGACUGAGGGGUCGGAUCUGGAAGCAUUCAGCUUAAAGGGACCUAUCGUGUGCUGGAUGUCCAUGACAAAAUUAAGGUUUCAAAUAAAUGUAUCGUAUGUAAAAGUAAAGCUCAGCGUCUGUCAGCUCUGAACACCAGGUUUCGGAGGUUUCUCUGCUGCAGCGAUGAACUGACGUCAUCUCAUCACUGAUUUCUUCAUGUAGUCGUCCGCUCCAAGCUCAGUUCGUUCCCCCACACCAGUCUGCUUGAGUAUUAUCAUAGACGUUUAAUGUGCUCAUUUGGCCACAGCAGAAUAACAUUUUACUAACAACGUUAGCUUUGGUGUUUCCUGACAGCAGAUGUUUUCCCCUUCAGUUUCAUUUUAGCUAAUUCCCCACACGUUCAAUUACUAACAGGAGCCUAUAUAGAAACAUUUUAUAAACAGAUUGAAAGACUAAAUCUGAUAAGGAUGGAUGGAUCUGAUAAGUUUUCAUUAAUUAUGUUCUGUUGCUUAGUUUUAAAGUUUGCUUUCAGAGCCUCCACACCGGUAAGAGGAUGAGGCUGCUCACAAGCGCCGGGUUCGGCCAAUCAGAAGAAGGAGGCCUGAGCUAAUAUUUCCCGUUUGAAUCAUAGUGGACUCCCAGAAUAAAAAUAUAGAGCUGAAAAUGAGCAUAAUAGGUCUCUUUUAAAGCAUUAGUAAUCGCUUCAAUUAAUUUGGUGACUUCAUCACAUUAACUGAUUUAACACGACUGAGGAAACCAGUGAUAACACAGGUAGAUCUUUUUCGUCAGAUGAGUCGAUAGCCUCGCUCGCAGCAGCCCACGCUGUAUUUUGUUGAUUGUGCCAACAUGAAACAUGAUGUUCAUAGAAGGAUUCAAAAAUAAGACCUGAAAAAAAGACAACAACAGCUUUGAUGGCGAUGGAAAAGAUUUGUUCAGAUUUGGUGUUGGUGCACGUCGCCUCCUGUUUCUGCUGGUUGGAGACACAACUGAACUAUCAGAGCAUUGUAGGCAGAAUUCAUAAUGAGGAAGUCAUUGUCCUACGGAGCCUGUUAGCUGCCAAACUACAGCCAUGGGAAAAAAUCAAACAGAAGAAAAAAGCUACAAAAUGUUGUUUGGAUGACACAGAUAUAACUUUACAUUGAGUCUUGAAAAAGUAAACGAAAGAGCACAUGUUUGUGGAGGUGACAGCUCCAGUGACCUGUGGAUGGCGUUGCUCACAGUUUGAAGCCUGCGGUACAACAAACUACCAAAAUCAAACUUUCCUCACUACCUUCAGGAUCUUUCUUUUGACCUUUUGGAUGAUGUUCUGUCAUUGUUGUCACUGUAGCACUUUUAUUUACGACUGUUGUCUGUACAUUUUAAUUUUCUGUGUAAGUAACUGGAAUAUGCACUAAAGUUACGGCUCGUUCGCAGCUUAACUGGACUUCAGGACCGUGUCGGUUCAUUCCGUGUAAUGUAGGACACAGUAACAUUUCUAACCACCUCGGCGGACAGUAUAAUUUGCACUUAUGACAUGUAGUAAUAUUUUCACUCAGUCAGCUCAGAGUUAGAAAGUGUCAGGGCUAAGAGGGCUGUGUCUCAGAUUAUGCUGACCAAGGUUUUGUUAUGUAACAGGGAAUUUAAAGUAAAACUGAGAAAAUCCAGUUUUAUUAAAAAACUAAUGUCCAAACUAUUUCAUCAAACUGUUGUGAUAUUAGAUUUGUAGCAGUAUAGCAUCUCUCUGGUCCAUUGCCCUCAUACAACACAUUGUCAUUCCUAAAAGGGACUAAAAAAUGUGACCGGGAACAAAGGCAAGUAAAAGGAAGUGUUGUUGUACUUUUAUUGAUGGACAUAGUUCACUGUAUGUUAGGUUGAUGGAUUAUUAGCAGCCACGACGGCACAUAUGUACAUCGAACAUCCCACGUUUGUUUCUUAUCUCUUCUGUUUUAUUUAAGAGAUUAUUUUUUUAUACAAUUUUAUUUUUAUGAUUUGCUGCCUGUGCUGUGAAUGAUUCAGUGUCAUGCAAUUGUAUUUCUAAAUGCACGAGGCCGUCCUGGAUACUAUUAUUGUUUAUAGUCCAAGUGUUGCUCACUUGUUAUUUUUAUGUUGCCCAAACUACAUACGGCAGAAUAUGAGAUUAAGAGAAACGGUGGAUAGUAUGUCCUACUGUGAAGCCAGACCUGACAGACUGUGAAGGACUGUGAAGGACUGAAGGACUACUUCUUUGUGUGUCGUAUGGCUACGUGGAGAUUAGACAGCGGCCUGUGCUUGUUUAGGAAUUUGUAGUUUCUACAGACGUAGAGAACUGGCACAAAAAGCUGCAGCCAUGGAACAAAAACCAGAGAAACUCUGUCUCGUGCCUUUAUUAUUGUUUAAAUAAAGGUCCUUCUGUUUUGUCAAUCAUA
Seriola dumerili (greater amberjack) is the source of this 5342-nucleotide messenger RNA. It is a transcript of the gene clcn6, whose product is annotated as chloride voltage-gated channel 6. Lineage: Eukaryota; Metazoa; Chordata; Actinopteri; Carangiformes; Carangidae. Gene Ontology annotation, molecular function: voltage-gated chloride channel activity. The transcript has 23 exons. The record is from RefSeq and is a predicted model, not a curated record. Gene Ontology annotation, biological process: chloride transport; transmembrane transport. Gene Ontology annotation, cellular component: intracellular membrane-bounded organelle; lysosomal membrane. Bases 10 to 2598 code for a protein of 862 amino acids.